Molecule: messenger RNA, 2350 nt
Organism: Anthonomus grandis grandis
Lineage: Eukaryota; Metazoa; Arthropoda; Insecta; Coleoptera; Curculionidae
Product: sensory neuron membrane protein 1-like
Exons: 9
Coding region: 330-1931 (533 amino acids)
Cellular component (GO): membrane; cytoplasm
Molecular function (GO): scavenger receptor activity
Source: RefSeq, a predicted model, not a curated record
AGAACUUCGGAUUUAAUGUUAUUUCUAAUUUUUGUAAUUUAUUAUUGAUGGGCAAAGUUGACAUUAGCCUUCGAAAUAAUUGAGGAGUCAACAUAAUGAAUUUUCUCGAUGCCCCUUCUCUCAAUUGUAACGAGUUUAGUUUCUGUUAUAGUUGGAUUUUGUUUCGUGAAAACUUAGAACAAAUCAAGCAGUUAUUUAGAUUAUAUAUAUUUAAUAGUGUAAAAUUAUACAGAAUUAAAUAAAUUUUGUUGACAAACUAUAUUUAGAAAGUUUUAAAUCAGGAAUUUUAUUAUACUGAAGAGUAAACUUUAGAUAAAGAAAAUUAAAUAAUGGCUGCUUCUCAAAAGUUACUCUAUAGUUCUGUGGUGGUUAUUAUCAUUGGCGUUUUUACAAAGCUGUGGCUGUUUGGAGCUAUUGUAAGAUUUGGAAUUAAGGAUCAAGUGUCCUUAAAAAAAAGUAACGAAGUUAGAGCAGUUUACCUUAAACUUCCAUUUCCACUAAACUUUAAGCUUUAUUUUUUUAAUGUUACAAACCCACAAGAAAUCCAAAAUGGCGAAAAACCAAUAGUCAAUGAAGUAGGACCAUAUUGGUAUGAUGAAUUUAAAGAAAAAGUCGACGUAGUAGAUAAUGAAACAGAAGAUAGCCUCACGUACACACCAUAUGAUCUAUACCAAUUUAAUCAAAAUAAAUCUGGGAGCCUACGAGAUGAUGAUUAUAUAACUAUUAUUCAUCCCGUCAUAGUAGGCAUGGUAAACAUAGUAAUGAAAAACUCUCCAGUCUUUCUCUCUAUAGUAAACCAAUCGCUAGAAGCAAUAUUUAACAACCCCAAAACAAUUUUUUUUACUGGAAGGGUAAAAGAUCUUUUAUUUGACGGUAUUGAUCUAAAUUGUACAAGUUCUGGUUUCGCACCUAAAGCAAUUUGUUCGCAGUUGAAGACUCAAAUUCCAGGGAUUAAAUAUCGGCAAGAUAAUGAAAAUAUUUAUUUAUUUUCAAUGCUAGGACCGAGAAAUGCGUCUCACAAUAAAAGACUUAAAGUUCUAAGAGGUAUUUCAUAUUCCAAAGAAUUAGGUAGACUUAUUGAAGUUGAUGGAGAAAAAGAGGUAUCUUUUUGGAGCACAUCAAAAUGCAAUAGUUUUGACGGUACGGAUGGUUGGAUAUUUCCGCCUUUAUUGGCAGCAGAUGAGGGACUAAAAUCUUAUUCCACGGACCUUUGCAGAAAUAUGAAAGUAAACUACGUUAAUGAUACCGUAUAUAAAAAAAUACAUGUACGCUAUUAUGAAACAAAUCUAGGGGAUCAAAGUACCAAUGCAGAAGAAAAAUGCUAUUGUCCAUCAGAAGAUAUUUGUCUUAAAAAAGGAGUCUUCGAUAUGACUAAAUGUAUGGGAGUUCCCUUAUAUGCUACUUUACCUCACUUUUUAUACACUGAUGAAAGCUACAUAGAGCAGCUGACUGGGCUUCGUCCUGAUCCAUCAAAGCAUUCCUUGGGUGUCCUUUUUGAACCUAUGACAGGAACUCCUCUAUUUGCAGCAAAAAGGAUGCAAUUUAAUUAUGAUCUUAAUCCUACGACGAAAGUUGCCUUAUUUUCAAAGUUACCUUCAUUAUUGUUUCCUAUUUUUUGGCUCGAAGAGAGCAUUGACUUGGAAGGAGAUCUUCUUAAAAAACUACAAACCAUUUUCCUCUUACUUUUUUUAGCAGACAUAUUUUUAUAUCUUUUAAUAUUAUUUGGGGUCUGCUGCCUUGCAAUGGCAAUAUAUUUUCGCUUUAAAAAUCGCAACGCUAUUGCAAUAACCUCAGUUACAGAAGCAAGAAGCUAUGAAAAUCCAGGGUUUCUAAAUAACGAUAUGAAAAGAUCGAAUAAAAAGGCCGGUUUUACUGAAAAAAUGGAAAAUAUUAACCACGCCCUGACAGGACAUGAAUUUGAUAGAUAUUAGUUGCAGACACUACUUAUAGUAUUUUUAGAGAACACAAAUCACUAGCAGCCGAUGGGCUAAGCAGGUACUUUUGCUAACACCUACAGGCCUACUAAUUAUGCUAUAAUUAUGAUAUUACCGUAAUACAUUUAAUUUAUAAUAGGAAUAGGUAGUUAAUUUAAUUAUUUUAGUGCACUUGAUCUUGUUUAAAUUUUUAGACUUAUUUUAUACUAAUAAAAAGGCGGUUAGAAUAUAUAUAGAAGAAUCUUGUUUUAAUUUUUAUUGUUCACAAUUUUUGUUACUUUUGUAUUACAUUUUUAUAUUUUAACAAUUUUCUAUAGUAUUGUGUAUACAAUAUACCCGGUGGUGCGUCGCCGAGCGGAACAUAGGAAAUCCCAUGUAAAUUUUAAGGGGUUCAUUUAUUGGCUUCCCUGUACAUU